AUGACCACAGCAAUUUUAUACUCAAAGCUCAACUAUGACUCGAACUACAAGUUGAUACAACUGACUCCAGAGAUUUUUGGUGCACUUUAUGCCAAAAAAACCCUCGAAUUCAAAGCUACAGAUCCUGAGCAGCCUGUUGUUCUCUGCUCUGAAGAUACAACGUGGAUUCUUAAGCAAAAGAAUCAUUCUAAUACAGUACUAUUAAUGAAAGAAGUUGGCUCACAUAUUAAUUCAUCUACGCCGAAUGCUCUGAUAGAUAAGGCCCAACUAUGUACCCAUCAUCUAGGAUUCACAAAACUUGACUCUGAGUUAGAGCCAAGACUGACCGAGGGUCAGAUAAACUUCACAUCAUUGCCUAUUUAUAAUGGUGACAAAUCAGAGUUUUUAAACAAUACGAAAGAUAGAAGCCUGACAUAUUGGUCUCUUGAGAAUGUAAAAAGGUGCUCUCCAUGCUCUGAGCGGGAAUUUAAUAAUAAAUGGCAUUCAAUUGGCGGUUGUGUAAUAAAUGGGUAUGCGUGCUUAUUAUCCCAUGACUUUAUAUCAAGAACACUUCAUAUCAUGCUGAUGAGCUGCAUGGCGGAAAAUUUAGCGCUCGAUGAAAUGGAAAUAGAUAGAACCUUCGAAGCAGUGAAAAAAGACAUUGAUGAUACCGAUAGCAACAUCACCUUCACGAAGGAAAUGAUUGCAACAGUUAUCGGCAAAUUUUGCACGCCUUGUGGCUCAACUACGUGGAAACUGGAUGAGAAGUUAGUUAGUGUUUGGUAUGGCAUUAUUGCGCUUAAAAAAUUUGCAUCUUCGCGCAUGAUAUCUGAAGAUGAGUUUAUGAUAAAAUGGAAAUCACAAUUCCCCCCAUACUUUUCGUGCAAUCUCGAUUUUUCAGUUCUUCGGGGCCAUUUUUACCGUCCUCUUGGAUCUGGAGUACAGUACUUAUCAGUCAGCACUCUGCCGAAUGACGUGAGAGAUAGAUUCAAGCACCUGUUCAAAUUGCAGUCAACUUGGGAACUUGAAGAAAUUGAACCUUACAUCAAGGGAUUAAAUAUCAAAGGUUUAAAAAUCGACAGUUUCGUGAUGAAAUACGCAAGAAGAAGAAAACAAGGGAAGCGCACUUUGGUAAGCAGUAGAUAG
Molecule: messenger RNA, 1125 nt
Organism: Lachancea fermentati
Lineage: Eukaryota; Fungi; Ascomycota; Saccharomycetes; Saccharomycetales; Saccharomycetaceae
Source: the annotation of a GenBank genome assembly